AUGGCAGCCACGAAUGAGAGUGAUAGCAGUCCCGUCCAAUUAAUGGGGUCCCAAAUCUUUCCAAGGAGACGAUGCCAGCCGUUGCCCAAGUCCUGGAAAUGUGGGGUUUUACCGAUGCCGGGAGCACCUCCGAUGAAUAUCGAAGCUGGCUCCAAAUUAUGCCGAGAGCUUCCACCUUGUCAUACUGGUCAAAGGAUGCCUUGCCAAUUUGGUAAUUUUAACCAUCACGAACCAGGGACACCCCCACCGCAUUGUAAGGCUCCUUCAGAACUCCGGGAGUUCUUCUCUCAUGGCGUCAAGGCCAAUGAGUACGGCUUGCUAUACAACGAUGGGUUGGUUAGUCUUCGAUUGCGGCGCUUCCAGAUGGCGGAGGAUUUCUAUGAGCUAGCAUUCAAUGUCAAUUGGGAGAAGUUUACCAAUGAAGGUGUCUCCAAUAAAAGCACUAUUCCAUCCAACAGCCCGACCAAGCUAAUUCUAAGUAGAGAGCAAGACUACAACCACCGCUCAACUUACUCCAUUAGAACUUACCUACACGGCCUCCUCCGCGCCCGAAACGACACCUUCACCAUCCAGAACAAGGUGCUGGAUGCUACUUGGGGGAGGGCUUUCGUGGCAGAGAAUGGCGCGAAUGAUAAGUUCACUAUCGAGGAGGUUGUUGAGCUUGCUCGGGAGGAGGUUGUGAAGCAGGGGCUUGGACUUUUGACUGGGAUGGGACUAGGUCGGAUAGAUAUUAUGAUUUCAAGUGACCGACUGAUAGGCAAGUACGAUAUGGUAGCCGGGUUUGCCACUUCUCCUCUGCCCAUGGCUGGCGCACGUGAGUCAAGCAAUCGUAAUACCAAAUCUCUCUCUCGCGCCUUUGCAAGCCUUAGAUCUCAUCUCACCAUCAAUUCGCCCCCAAUCGACAUGAUAAUUAGCUUCGCGUGCACGGAGUGCCUGGGGUGCAUUCGCGAUAACAACAUCAUGUCCUGGAUCAAGGACUUCGCUAAUUUUCUAUUGGAUAAUGCCAAGCUGCCCCACCGAGGAUGCUCACGACCCACGCCAGGGUCUGCUCGUGAGUGGGGAUCGAAAACAACUGGUGUAAACGAGGGUUCGCGAGUCUUCUUCUGGCGUCAAGGUGGGAGUCCGGCACUCUUCACAAAGAGCGUUAUCCUGGCAAAGGCAAAGAGCUGUUUGUACACCUGGGGGUGCUCGGAGAGUCCCGGCGAGGUCCAUGGAAACCCAGAGCAAAACGGGUUGGAUGGCGAUGUAUUAGGCACGGCGCGUUUUACAUGCGGUCUCUUCUCUAUCGCUGGUAAUAUCUGUCCGGGGAAUUCCCCCUUCGGGUUUAGUACAGUCAUUGCGCUUAUCUACAUCAGGAAUAGCGUCUCAUCUGAUUGCCUCGACGCUUUAGACGUCUAUAAAAUGCUCGCCUUCCCCUCAUUAGGUUCGCUAGCCCGACUACAGUGCCUCCGCCGCUUUCUCAUCAGCGCCCUCUCCAAUAUCGACUAA
This is a messenger RNA of Lindgomyces ingoldianus, 1488 nucleotides long. RefSeq lists its product as uncharacterized. Lineage: Eukaryota; Fungi; Ascomycota; Dothideomycetes; Pleosporales; Lindgomycetaceae. The transcript has 14 exons. The record is from RefSeq and is a predicted model, not a curated record. Bases 1 to 1488 code for a protein of 495 amino acids.